AACACGUGGAAUGACCUUUGUAAGCACUAAGCAUUUGCCUAGUCAUCUCAGCUUAAACUUUAUUAAGACAAAAAAGAGUAUACUGAUUCAACUCUUUUUAAGUUUAACACAAGCUCGACCUGCUAUAAAUAGCACCUCUUGGGUUUUCAUACUCUCCAUCCCAAAGCCAGAAUAUCAGUAAUUACAAUUUCUUCAUUAUGGAUGUUGUGACUUAUGAAAUGGAGGUUGCUGCUACAAUCCCACCAACUAGGAUAUUCAAGUCCUUUGUACUUGAGGGUAACACCAUCCUUCCCAAGGUCUUACCUCAGGCUAUCAACAGUGUCGACGUUCUUGAAGGGAAUGGCGGCCCUGGUACCAUCAAACAAAUUAAUUUUGGAGAAGGUAGCCAAUUCAAGCAUGUGAAGGAAAGAACAGAUGCAAUAGACAAGGAGAAGUUGACAUAUUCCUAUACAACAAUUGAAUGUGAUGCCUUAAUGGGAAAUUUUGAAAAAAUCUGUAAUGAGAUUAAGUUUGAGGUGCCCCUAUGGGGAUCCAUUUGCAAGUCCAUCAGCAAAUACUACACUGUUGGUGAUUUUGAGAUCAAACAAGACGAAAUUAAGGCUGGAAAAAAAAAGUCUAUUGGAUUGUUUAAGGCUAUUGAAGCCUACCUCUUGGCAAAUCCUGAUGCCUAAUUAAUAUUAAUGUUUGUGUCUUAAGCCAAUGCAGGUGGAUUUCAUGUUUCUUUUGUCAAAAUUGUAAUUUGAUUAAUAAAGAGUUCUCUAGGUGUGAGUUACAAGUGAAUGCAAUUUCCAUGUAUAAGGUUGUUACUUGGAAUAAAUUAAAUUCAAAUGUCUCA
Jatropha curcas is the source of this 835-nucleotide messenger RNA. The record is from RefSeq and is a predicted model, not a curated record. Lineage: Eukaryota; Viridiplantae; Streptophyta; Magnoliopsida; Malpighiales; Euphorbiaceae.